This is a messenger RNA of Schizophyllum commune H4-8, 288 nucleotides long. RefSeq lists its product as uncharacterized. Lineage: Eukaryota; Fungi; Basidiomycota; Agaricomycetes; Agaricales; Schizophyllaceae. The coding region runs from base 11 to 223 and encodes 70 amino acids. The record is from RefSeq and is a predicted model, not a curated record. The transcript is spliced from 4 exons.
AAAAGCGUCAAUGCUCGCUAACAAGGGAACCGGCGUCGCUAUAGCAGGUGUAGCUGCAGCAGGGUUGGCCGCCGCCAGCUUGUACAACUCAACGAGAGUGACGGCGGAGGAGAAGGUUGCUAGAAGUGGACGCGACCAACGAUCACCGCUGGCUCAAGCCAGUGCCGCUGUUCACCCAGGUCAGCAAAAGCUGCCAGAGUUGAGCACCCAUCGAAGAAGCUAGAGGAGGAUGAUGAGAACAGGAAAACAGAAGACAUACCUUGCAAUGUACCGCGCUUCAUAUCGCCA